GGUGGCGGCGGUGUGAAAUUUGCAGUGCAACUUUAAUUUGUUGAAAAUAAUUAAUGAAAACAUGUGCAUAUAUUAUAAUAGUUGAACGUCGUGCCAAUUAAAUAUUGGAAAAGUGUGUUAAUAAACAAACAAACGUUUUUCGGUGCAGUGGCCAGUCGGAGCCGAAAGGUGUGCGAAAAUACACCGCUGUCAGUGCGAAACAACAAAGCCUCUAGCUAUGCAUGCAGCAGCAGGCAGAUGACGACGCCAGAGAGACUGAGCCGAGCGCAGUGCAGAGGAAACGGAACAGGAUAUUAAAGUGAAUUUUAAGAAGCCACACUACUAAAGAGCCACACUUUACCAUGGCUGCCAUUAUGACUAGCAGCGGGGGCGGCAGUGCGGCGGCGGCAACGCGUGAAUUUGUUGAAGGCUGGACAUUGGCGCAAACGCUGGGGGAAGGUGCCUAUGGCGAAGUCAAAUUGCUCAUCAAUCGCCAGACCGGCGAGGCUGUGGCCAUGAAAAUGGUUGAUUUAAAAAAACAUCCCGAUGCUGUGAUUUCGGUUCGUAAAGAAGUUUGCAUACAAAAAAUGCUCCAGGAUACGCACAUUUUACGCUUCUUCGGCAAGCGCUCUCAGGGACAUGUGGAGUAUAUUUUUCUAGAGUAUGCAGCCGGUGGGGAACUUUUCGAUCGCAUUGAGCCCGAUAUAGGAAUGCCACAGCAUGAGGCCCAACGCUACUUCACCCAACUCCUGUCCGGUCUCAACUAUUUGCAUCAGCGUGGCAUCGCGCAUCGUGACCUGAAGCCCGAGAAUCUCCUACUGGACGAGCAUGACAAUGUGAAAAUUUCGGAUUUUGGCAUGGCCACCAUGUUUAGAUGCAAAGGCAAAGAACGACUGCUGGACAAGCGCUGCGGCACGUUGCCGUAUGUGGCGCCGGAGGUGUUGUUAAAGCCCUACCACGCACAGCCUGCGGACAUUUGGUCCUGUGGUGUCAUCCUAGUCACGAUGCUCGCGGGUGAGCUGCCCUGGGACCAGCCAUCUAGUAAUUGUCCCGAAUUCAUAAUUUGGAAGGACAAUAAUCGGUGGCAGACACAGACGCCAUGGAGCAAGCUGGACACAUUAGCCAUUUCAUUGCUGCGCAAAGUGCUGGCCACAAACCCCAAUGCGCGCCUCACUCUCGACAAAAUACUCGAUCACAAGUGGUGUAACAUGCAGUUUGCGGAUAAUGAUCGCUCCUUCGACCUCGUGGACUCUGCAGCCGCCUUGGAGAUCUGCUCACCCAAGGCCAAGCGUCAGCGCUUGCAGUCUAGCGCUCAUCUUAGUCACAAUCUGGACGAUUCCAUAUCGCGCAACUAUUGUUCGCAGCCGAUGCCAACAAUGCGCAACGAUGAUGACUUUGAUGUUAAGUUGGGCAAGCGUCGCUUGAAUGGCGGAAAUGAAGGGGAAGACGAGCAUCUGGCCAUUGCGCAGGAGGCACGGUUGAGCUAUUGUUUCUCACAGCCGGCCCUGCUGGAUGAUCUGUUGCUAGCCACACAAAUGAAUCAAACACAGACUGCCUCGCAGAACUACUUCCAACGCUUGGUGCGACGCAUGACUCGCUUCUUUGUGACCACCCGAUGGGAUGACACCAUCAAGCGGCUGGUGAGCACCAUCGAACGUCUUGGUGGCUACACCUGCAAGGUCAACGACGAGGGCGUUGUCACAGUGUCCACAAUUGAUAGGCGGAAGCUUCGCCUGGUCUUUAAGGCACACAUCAUUGAAAUGGAUGGCAAAAUUCUGGUCGAUUUCAGACUAUCGAAAGGCUGUGGCCUGGAAUUCAAACGUCGCUUUAUCAAAAUAAAGCAUGCCUUGGAGGAUAUCGUACUAAAGGGACCAACGACGUGGCCCAUUGCGAUUGCAACCAACACGGUGCCUUAGUUUUUAAUUAGACUACAACGUUUUUUAGACUAUAGCGUUUGUCUAUAUACACAGUUAGCUUAGUUUGUGUCUACAUUGUGUUCCCCCACCAACUCAUUCUCACAUUGUGCUAAUUAAACUUAAUAUGACUUACUUAUUAUAAUAUUUGUUAAACUUUUAACAAUUUAUCCUGCAUAGCUUUACGUAACUGCGUACUCAUAUUCAUUGCUUUUAAUUUUGUUAAAUAUUAAACUGAGUAUUUUUAUUAUAAGUCACGUUAUCGAACAAUAAAUCGACUACGAUUUUAUUUAAA
Messenger RNA from Scaptodrosophila lebanonensis, 2187 nucleotides. It is a transcript of the gene grp, whose product is annotated as serine/threonine-protein kinase grp. Gene Ontology annotation, molecular function: tau-protein kinase activity; protein serine/threonine kinase activity; ATP binding. Gene Ontology annotation, cellular component: cytoplasm. Gene Ontology annotation, biological process: protein phosphorylation; DNA damage checkpoint signaling; microtubule cytoskeleton organization. NCBI's taxonomy places the organism in Eukaryota, Metazoa, Arthropoda, Insecta, Diptera, Drosophilidae. The record is from RefSeq and is a predicted model, not a curated record. The transcript has 7 exons. Bases 342 to 1895 code for a protein of 517 amino acids.